AAGAAAUGGCCGCGUAUCUAAAUCUUACGAUCAUCGACAAAUACUACGGCACUCCAUUUACCUCUGAGCCGCUGUCUCUUGCCUGGGACUUUCUACAUAUCACAUUCUCCUGCUGCGGUCUUGACAACUACACCGAUUUUGACUCUGCCACCAACUGGAACAAAACUUCUGCUGCCGGCUCCAUGGUUAUACCGCCAUCUUGUUGUAAAGUCCAGGACGCGAGCACCUUCCCAACUUUUACGUUGACCGACACUAACUGUCCGUACAGUCCUUCCACGACCAACUCAAACUACCAGACUACUUGCUACGCUUCGCUGAUGAGCUACGUCCAGACUUACUCCAUCGCAAUAAUAGCUGUAACAUCAUCCGUGGCCGUCCUGCAACUAAUCGUCAUCAUAGCUGCAUGUUGCCUCUGUCGGGCCAUUGGAGGGGACUCAGAUACACGCGCCUAAUUCUAACAGAGAAG
Messenger RNA from Lineus longissimus, 466 nucleotides. RefSeq names its product tetraspanin-21-like. Bases 6 to 452 code for a protein of 148 amino acids. Gene Ontology annotation, cellular component: membrane. The transcript has 3 exons. Lineage: Eukaryota; Metazoa; Nemertea; Pilidiophora; Heteronemertea; Lineidae. The record is from RefSeq and is a predicted model, not a curated record.